Messenger RNA from Mesorhabditis belari, 4446 nucleotides. The record is from the annotation of a GenBank genome assembly. Lineage: Eukaryota; Metazoa; Nematoda; Chromadorea; Rhabditida; Rhabditidae.
AUGGACGAGGAUAAAUUCUGGUCUCAUCCGUUGGGUGGAUGGAUGAGUGAUUGCUUUUCCCCAUCAACGCCUCUUAUCGCCGAAAAAUUGUGGCGUCUUCAAUCAAAAACGAAAUUGGAAGUGAAAAUCUGCGAACUUUGUGAUGGUUUAGCGCUCAGUUUGCUUUGUUUGGAGAUAGAGCCAAACUUUGUCGAGAUUCUGAUUGCCACUCCAUGCACUGAGCCGUCAUCUCUCUGGUUAAAACAGAAGCAAUUCUCCAUUCUCUUGCAAGCAAUUCGAAGAUUUUACAAAGAUCGUCUGAAUCAACUCAUUGUAAUGACCCUGCCAGAGAUUCCGCUGAUUGUACGAAAUCCAACAGCUGAUGUUUGUGGCCGUGAAUUGCAUCGUUUUUCUCUACUGAUUCUUGGUUGUGCUGUACAGUGUGAGAAAAGGAAAAUUUUCAUUGAACGAAUACAAAAACUCGAUCAGAAAACGCAAGAGGGAUUGGCUAAGCAAAUUGCAAAGCUUACAAAAGGCUCAACACACGUGAUCUCGCCGAGAAGUUUGGAGGUGGAAAACGAGGAGAAUUUACGCAUCUUGGUCGAGAGAUUGAUUCGAGAAAGAGACGACUACGCGGCCUCUCAUCUCGAAAUGGUUCAUGAACAUGAAUCGGAUGAGGGCAGCAGUACCACGGGCACAAAUUCUUUGAAUGGAGACAUCCCACAGAGAAAAAUUUAUGAUCGUCGUUCUCCGUCACCGACAAUGUUGGAUCGACACACAAAUGUGGAAUUGGCGUCAAUCAAGGCUGAAGUUAGACGACUGAGAAAUGAAACGGAGGAAAAAAAUGAAGAAGUACAACUGCUUCAAGACGAUUUACAACUAAAGGAAAAAGAGAUCCUUCGUUUACAAGAUGAGCGAUUGGAAUUGAUUCGAGAUGCUCGAGCAGCUCGGGAUCUUCGAGAUGAACUCGAUUAUGCGAAUCAAAAGCUUUCAAAAGUCGAAAAACUUGAGCAAGAGAAUUCGAAAUUGAGAGAAAAACUAUCCGAACUUGACUACUACAGAAGUCGAGUUGAGCAACUUCGUACGGAUUGUGAAGAUCUUGAAGAAUCUUCUCGUUAUCUGGAAACUCAAUUGGACGAAUUUCGACAAAAGGGUCGAUCUGUGAGUGAUACAGAAGUGAGAUUGGCUGAGAGUCAGGAUACGGUCAAGGAAUUGCAUCUGGAGAUCACAACGAAAAACCAAAAAAUCGAGGAUCUGAUCACAGAGCAGACGAGAUUGGAAAGAGAAUUGACAGUUUCACUUUCGAGAAUGGCAGAAAUCGAGAAGGAGAACUUUGGUGGCCGUGAUGGAUCUCCGAGAAAUUUACCUGGUUCAUUGGCCGAUCAAAUCGAGGAAAGUGGAAGGAAUGAGAUCACUCAACUUCGACUUCAAAACCAAAAAUUCAAGCAAAGAAUCGAGGAGUUGGAGAGAAAUCGAGAAUCCGACUUAUCGAUGACUUUUGCCGAAUGUGAGGCAAAGUUGGAGGAAAGCGAGAAAUUGUUAUCAGAUCAACGAGAGGAAAAUGAUCGAUUGAAUAAACAAAUCAAUGAUUUGGAGAACAAUUUGACAUUGAUUACGUCGCAAUAUGAAGAGGUAACAACAACGUGUUCCGUUCUUCGUGUCGAUCGUGAUUCCACUCAUCAAUCAUUACAAGAAGCAAGGAAAAAUUUCGCCAUCUUUCAACAAGAAGUUGAGAGGAAAAAUGAAGAAUUGGAAAUUGUGAAUUCUCGUCGCUUUGAGAAUGAAAUCUCAGAGUUGAGGCGAGAUUUGGAAGAUUUGCGAGAAGAAUUGAAAGAAAAAGAGAAGAACAUCGGAAAAAUGAGAGAUGAACAUAAAAGUCAACGUCUUGAAAUGGAUCGAUUGGAAGACGAAAAGAAAAUAUUGGAGAUAUCGAAUUCACAAUGUGAACGGCAGAAAAGAUUGGCGGAAACGGAGAGAAAUGCUUUGAAGGAUAAAUUGGAGCGUCUCGAAGAUGAGAUUGAAACAUCUCGGAUGAGAUUAUUAUCGACAGAUGAUGCAAGAAAAAGAUUGGAAACAACAGAAAGAGCGCUGGGAGAAAUACAAAAUAGAAUUGGAGAUUUCGAGCAAGAAAAUAGAGCAUUAGCACAACAGCUUGAAUUGGAGACUCGAAAAGUGCAAUCAUUGAGGGAAGAUUUGGUUUCCGAAAAAUCGCGAGUAGCCGAUUUGGUAGGAAGACUGAGAAGUGUUUGCACGGGAAUCUCACUCAAUGGAGGGAAAAUCGAUAUCGAUAUGGAUGAUGCAAAGUUAAUCCAAUCGAUUGAUGAUGUUAUUAUGUGUGCUUUGAAUACGGCAAGACGAGAAGCCGAUGCUCUUCGAAUCCAACAACACACGCAAAUCGCUGAGUUGACCGAUUUAAAGAGAGAUAUCGAGAAAUUGAGACGUGCUGAAAACGCUUCUUUAAAUGAAAGUGACGAUCGAGUGAGAGAAUUGAGCGAGGAAAACGCGAACGCAAAAGAACAGGCUUACAAAUUGCAAGAACGUCUCCGAGAGCUUCAAAUUGAGAUUGCGACGAGAUCCGCCGAGACAGCGAAUGCAAAGAGAGAAGUCGAGGAACUUCGAACGACAAAUGUCAAUCUAAACAAAUUGCACAGCGAGUUGGCCACUUUGCAAGUCUCGUUGAGAAACGCUCAAUUACAGGAAGAAUUGCUAAAACAAGACAAUCAAGAGCUUCGGACACAAAUCGAUCUAUCCGAGAAAUCGAAGAGGGAAGCAAAAAGAGACGCGGAUCAAAUCGCUUCACUUCAUCAAGCUUUAUUAUCUGAUCACGAUCGUCUCCAAUCUCUGCACGAUAUGUUAAAUCACGAUUAUGAAAGAGCGAAAUUCGAGAUUUCUGAAAUGAAGAAAAAAGUCAAAUCAAGCUCCGAAAAGUUUGGAGCGACAUCGACUUCACAACAAGAAGUGGAUGAAUUGAGGAUUGCGCUUCGAUCAGAGAGAUCACAAUAUGACCGAAUGUUGAGGCAAAGUGCCGAAUGUCAGAAUGAGAUCGGACAAAUGAGAAGGGAAAUUUUGACAUUAAAAAAAGAGAACGAAUGUCUGGCGAGAAAUUGUGAAGAUUUGAGCACUGAAACGUACAAGUUGAGGGUCAGCGAUCAGUCACAAAAAGCCACAAUUAAGAACCUCAAUAUGACAAUUGAAACGAUCACUCGUCAACUCGAGAAUAAAGAGCUGGAGAUGGCCAAGUUGAAGCACAAAAUUGAUAUGUUGACUCAAUUAAAUCGAACCCUCGAAGAAGAGAACAAAAAUUUGGGAAGACAGGUUGAAAUGUUGUUGCAGCAAAAUCGUGAACUCUUGAAUCGAGCCCUCAAUGAUAAAGAUCAUUAUCAUCAAGAACAACGAGAAUUUCAGGAAAAACUCUCAAAUCUUCGUCGACACAAAGAGAAAUUGGAGGAGAAAAUCAUGGAUCAAUAUAAAGCAAUGGAAAGCAAAAAGUCGAGAGAUACGAAAGAAAAAGGAACACUCGUGAAGAGAGCCGCUAAGGCUUUAAUACCAAAAAAAACUCGUUCCGACAAAACGUCAACCGGCUCAACAUCCACCGAGGACAGCAGCAUUUUCUCUUCGGAUGAGCACGGUCGACUCGAUGAAGAACUUGCGCCAACAUGUUCAUCAAGUGAAGAAGCUGAUCGAGUAUCGCCGAGACUUUCCUUGGAUAACACUUUCAAAGCUCAAUUCUCAGCACCAAUUCCCUUCUUGAGGAAUCGAAAUGAUUCAAUUGGAGGCUCGGUUCGAGUGUACCCUGUGGCUCGAAGAGAUUUCGAUUCUCAAAGCGAUUUUCGAUCAUUUCAAUCAAAAACCUUCAAAUCGACAGGAAUUUCGAUUUUUGAACCGAAAAUCUCCUUUUUGCAAUCUCAAAAAGUGCCUGAAGUGCCGUUAAAAACGCAGAAUUUCGUUCGUCGAUCAUCCGAAGUCGAAUCAACCACAAAUUACUCACAAUUUUCCACUUUGCAUGAACGUGGAGUCGAUGUGCUGACUCGAGGCCCCGUUUUGCCACCGAAAAUCCCCAUCAGAAACACACCAAUCACCCAGAGCUUGAGAUCUCGUCCUCCACCGCCACCGUAUCCAUCAAAACCGAAAACCAAACCCCCACCACCGUACAAUCCGCAAAGAACAAUGACACCAACAAAUGACACUUCGUUGCUUUCCGAAUUCAACCCUCAAAUGACAUCGACACCAAAAAGUGAUCGUGAAUCACCGAGAAGUAAUGCAACGACGUCAACUAUUGUUAAGGAAGGCGAAACAAGAAGAUUUAUUCGUGAAAAAGAAGAAAGAGAUCAAAAAGCGAUGAGUCUUUACGAAAAUGUUUCACGUGAAGAUUUAAAAGACAUAUCGAUUACGACAAAUCCGGGCAUGAAACAGAACGAGAACGAGAAGGGAAAUGAGAGUACGGUUUGGUAUGAAUAUGGAUGUAUU